This is a messenger RNA of Vespula vulgaris, 4259 nucleotides long. It is a transcript of the gene cactin, whose product is annotated as cactin. Gene Ontology annotation, biological process: mRNA cis splicing, via spliceosome. Bases 127 to 3861 code for a protein of 1244 amino acids. The transcript is spliced from 13 exons. Gene Ontology annotation, molecular function: protein binding. Lineage: Eukaryota; Metazoa; Arthropoda; Insecta; Hymenoptera; Vespidae. The record is from RefSeq and is a predicted model, not a curated record. Gene Ontology annotation, cellular component: cytoplasm; spliceosomal complex.
ACGCUAACAUGGCGACAUCUGGAGAUUGAUUCUCCAAAUUUAACGUCAAUUAAUAUUUACUGUUUGUAAUAAUAUAUUGUCGUAGUGCUAAUAACGAUAAUAUUUCCGUAAGUGUGAUAGAAUACAAUGGAAAAAGUUUCUCAUAGAAAUAAUAUUGAAAGAUCGAGGAAAGACACACGACGUAAAGGUAGGAACAAAAGUUAUGAUAGAAAAUACGACAAUGACGUAGAACGCUAUUCCAAAUCUCAUAAAAAUUCCAAAAAAUCGAAUACUAAAAAAAAAAAAUCCAAGGAUCGUCGAAAUUCAUCGACAUCACGAGAAUCACGGAAAAAAUCGUCCAAACAUAAAAGCAGAAGAAGAUCAUCCUCAUCCUCGUCAUCUUCAUCAUCCUCUUCGUCUGUUUCAUCGUCAUCGUCAAAUGAAUCGAAUAAAUCUUCUUCGUCUUCUUCGGAUUCGUCCUCCGACUCAACAAAACUUCUAGAAAAAUUACAAAGACAACGUCAAAAACAAAUAGAAGAACGUAAACGUCAGAAGGAAUUGAUGAAAGCUGCAGAAACUCCAGAGGAGAAGAGAAUAAGGAGAUUAAAAAAGAAAGAAGCUAAGGAAAGAAAACGUAAAGAAAGAAUGGGUUGGGACAACGAUUAUUUGCAUUAUACAAAUACUGAUAAUCCGUUUGGGGAUGGAAACUUGUUGUCAACGUUUGUGUGGUCAAAAAAAUUAGAAAAAGAAGGUUUGCUUGGUGUUAGUAGAGAAGAACUUGAGACUAGAAAUAGACAUAAACAAGAAGAAAAUAGAAAAGAAUUAGAAAAGGUUAAAAAAAGAAGACAAGAAAGAGAAUUGGAAAGACAACAAAGAGAAGAAGAAAUGACGCUAUUACAGAGAGGAAAGGAAGCGGCGCAAUUGGAACAAUGGGCGAGACAAGAGGAUCAAUUCCAUCUAGAGCAAGCGAGAUUACGAUCGCGUAUUAGGAUUCAAGAUGGCCGUGCAAAACCAAUAGAUCUUCUUGCAAAAUAUAUUAGUGCAGAAGAAGAAGUUGAUGCUGUGGAAAUGCACGAACCAUAUACGUAUUUAAGAGGACUACACGUUAAAGAUUUGGAGGAUCUCAUCGAGGACAUUAAAGUGUAUAAAGAAUUAGAAAGAGGAAAGAAUUUGGAUUAUUGGAAUGAUAUAACUGUAAUUGUCGAAGAUGAAUUGCAUAAAUUACGUAAAUUAGAAAGAUCUGAGUAUGAAGUAGCUGUUGGUAGAAGAGAAGGAAUUCAUGCAUCUGUGGCAAAAGAUGUUACUGCUAUUUUCAAAGGAAAAACAGCAGCUCAACUAGAAUCAUUACAAUUACAAAUUGAAUCUAAAAUUACUGGAAAGCCAGAAGGAGUUGAUAUUGGUUAUUGGGAAAGUCUGUUGUCGCAAUUGAAAGCUCAUAUGGCAAGAGCUAGAUUAAGGGAUCGGCAUCAAGAAAAUUUACGUAAAAAAUUGGAAGUCUUGAUCGCUGAACAGGGUGUAGCUAGAACGGAAAGCGAAGCAGAAGGAUCUCAAGUACCAAGUGAGCAUUCUACAAAACAGGAUGAACCUACUACUAGUAACGUUGCUGAGAAGAGCGAAGAAAGUCAAUCGGACGACGAGCAAGAAACUGGGAAUGCAGCGGAUGAUAUGUUAUCUGAAUCAUUUUGUGAAUAUGAAACAGGUGGUUACUCGCCGAAAUAUAUACCUUAUUCUCAAUUGGAGCCAGGAACGAUAGUUACUUUAGAAGAGGACGAUAAUCAACGUUUAGAAUACGCUAGAAAUCAAGUACUAAGUACUGGACGUAAAGUUCAAAACGUAAUGACCGUAGAAGAACAAGCGAUGCACAGAGAAGCAAGAAAAAACAUGGGUUCGGAUGAGGCACAAUUUAGCGUAGAAUCAUCAUUGGAAGCACAAAUUUAUUUAUGGUCGGAUAAAUAUAGGCCACGGAAACCAAGAUAUUUUAAUAGAGUUCACACAGGUUUUGAAUGGAACAAAUAUAAUCAAACGCAUUAUGACAUGGAUAAUCCACCACCGAAAAUUGUACAAGGCUACAAAUUUAACAUAUUUUAUCCCGACCUCAUAGACAAAAACACAACACCAGAAUAUUUCUUGACUCCCAAUGGCAAGGAGAUCGAGCGACCGAAAACUGCGAAUCUUGAUAAGCCUACCGUUCUAAAUCCAGAACUAGUCGACAAACUCGACAUGUCCUUGCUGAGUAAGGAAUUAUUUUGCGAUUCUAUGACGCGUUACCAGCAAGAGCUGACGAAGACGAUUAGUGGGGGCAACUCUACCAGCGCCUUUUUCCCUUCCAACCGUCGUCGUCAAACCGUUCUCCUCGGUCUCCAACAACAACAGCACCAACACCUUCGCCCUGCUUGGAACGAUCGCAUAGCUUUACGUCAGAAACGUCGUAGCUUCGAGCAGAUCCUCGACGCGAGAUUUUCUCAAAUCGAAACUGUCCCGGAAUCGACGAAGAUGCAAAAGCAAUCUCGUCUAAUCAAUCAAGAAAAUUCUAAUUUCGGAAAGAAAUUGUCGUCGGACGUUAAAAGAUUCGAUAAUAAUAACAACAGAAACAACGCGAACGGUCCGAUCAAAGUUCAAACGUUAUCGUCGUUGAGGAAAAAAAAUUCAAGAGCCAACAUGUCGGACGUCGAGGUCUUCACGAGUCUGACGAGCAAAAACGUUCCAGAACCGUGUAGAACUUGCGGACGAUCGGAUCAACCCGAAAGAUUUCACAGUCAUCCGAAGGAUGGUAGACCUGGAAAAACAAAAAUUGCUAUGUCAGUAUCGUCGAAGAGCAAGAUGUCGAUACCAAAGACCAUUCAGAAACCGAUGCCAUUGAAUUUUCGCAGCGAUAAAAAUAAAACGAACAAACCGGACGAAGCUAUGACCGUUCGAGAUGUUAAAACGAAAGAGAUUGUUUCUGAAGAGCGAUCAAAUCGAUCGAUGAGACCGUCCUCAGCUCCGAUAAGAAGAGGACCAAAAACUGUAACUUGUUACAUUUGUGGUCGAGAAUUCGGCACUGCUGGCUUUCCCAUUCACGAACCCAAGUGUAUGGAGAAGUGGGAACGAGAAAACAAUUCUCUACCGGUCUCCCAAAGACGACCUAAACCUAAACGACCCGAAGUUGCAAUUGAUCAUUCGGAAUGGAACGCAAUUGCUUGGGAAGAGAGUCAGACGCAAUUGGUUCCUUGCUCGAAGUGUGGAAGAACAUUUUUACCAGAACGUUUGUUGAUUCAUUCGAACAGUUGCAAAGCUAGUCCAAAGAACUUGGAUAAAGAGAAAACCGAGAAAAUAGAUGUUUUUGGAAAAUCUUCAACGACCUCCGCUCGAAGCGGUCCUCCUAUGGUAUCUUGUCAGAUUUGUGCUAGAAAUUUCAGCACAAGAAGUAUAAAGAUUCACGAACCACAAUGUAUGAAACGAUGGCAAAUGGAAAAGGAAGAGAACUCGCAAAGAAGGGGCUCGUCACACAAAGGAAAAUCAUCCCCUACUGCGAGCUUGCAGGAAAAUUCUUUGUACAGCCCUAAUGGGGAUAUAUCGCAGAAACGAACGAUCACCUGUUAUAUAUGCGGCAGAGAUUUUGGAAGCAGUAGUAUAACCAUACAUGAACCGCAAUGUUUGAAAAAAUGGCAUUUGGAGAACAACAAAUUAUCGCCUAAACAAAGGAGAAAGGAACCGCAAAAACCAGACAUUAUUUAUACGAAAGAUGCAUCUACGGGGGAUGCUGUAAUAGACAUAUCCGCGACGGCAGAAGCUAACUGGAAGACUCAUCUCAAUCAAUUAGUUCCGUGUAAAAAUUGCGGAAGGACUUUCAAUCCUGAUCGUGUAACUAUUCACGAAAGAAGCUGUAAAGGAAAUCGUUGAAGGUCGCAUCGUACAUUUUAAGAUCUCAUAACAUAUAUAAAUGCAUCUGUUCAAGUAUAACAGUAACGAUAACCAUUGUUGGUCACACGUAAAAAAAAGAAAAGAAAAAAAAAAUAAUUAACUUUAACACGUUUUUUGGAGAAAUACGGAUAUUAGGACUUGUACGAUAAAACGAUAAUAUUUGUUUGAAUUACUCGAAUGUUGCAAGACUGUUACGAACAAUUUGCUUUUAAGUUAAUUUCGUUUUUAAUUCUAUACAUUCGUUAUUGUUUAUGUGUGUGCGUGUGUGUUAUGUAUGUACAGAUACUAUUAGAUUUCUCGUAUUUUAUAGAUCGAGUGAAUUACCAAAUAAUAUUUGCUAUGUAAAGUGAAUAAACUGCAAGUAAUGAUAUACAACA